CGUGUGUUUAGAGGGUAAAGAAGUGGAGCAGUGGCGUGCGUGUGAGGAGUCACGACGCAGCUCGUCAUGACCCACAAGUGAAUCACGAUUAUGGAUUUUUUUUCUUUUUUUUUUUUUUUUCUUUUUUUUUGGUAGCGAUGACGUGAAAUGCAGUUUGGAUGUAAUCACUAGUCUGAUUUGCCCCUCGCUCACUUUUUACUGCUUGCUUUUAGGAUGUAAAACAAAAAACAUCUUGCACUUUAUUUGAUUUUUGAGGGGAUUUGCCAAAGAAAAGGUGAUCGUUCUCGCUGCUGAGGAGGAGGACGACGCUGCGGCUCUCUUCUUGUGCAACCUCUUUUUCUGAAUGCUGAUGAUUUUUGGUGGAGGUGUCUUUUCCUCGCGUGUGCGUGGAUGUGCACGCGUGCACUGACGCAGAGCACCACGCCACAUUUGGACGAGGCGGCACUGGAUGGCGUCCCCAGGCUUCUGGUCCCUCGGUGGGGACAAUCCGGGCAGCCAGAGCCCCAACACGCCCCGGGCUUGGUGCCAGGCAGCGGCCCAGAAACUGUCUGGAGGGCUCGGAUCAAAAUUAUGUGCGCUGCUGAACGUCGGGGAGGUGGAGAAAGCUGCAGCGGAGCCCGACGCCAAGCAGCCCCUGCAGACGGCGACGGAAGGAUGCGGCUGCAACAAAACCUGCAACUGCACCAAAGCCCCCGUGGUCUUCUCCGACCUCUAUUCAACAGACCUUCUUCCAGCCCUGGACGGCGACGCCAAGACCAUGACCUUCCUGCAGGAGGUGGUGGACAUCCUGCUGGCCUACAUCGUGGAGUCGUUCGACCGCGACACCAAAGUGAUCGACUUCCAUUACCCCAACGAGCUGCUGCAGAUGAACAACUGGGAGCUGCAGCAUGAGCCCACCUCGCUGGACGACAUCUUGAUCAGCUGCCGUGCCACCCUCAAGUACGCCAUCAAGACAGCCCACCCGAGGUACUUCAACCAGCUCUCCACAGGGUUAGACAUGGUCGGCCUGGCUGCUGACUGGCUGACGUCCACCGCCAACACCAACAUGUUCACCUACGAGGUGGCGCCAGUGUUCGUGCUGCUGGAGUACGUCACGCUGAAGAAGAUGAGGGAGAUCAUCGGCUGGCAGGACGGCCGCGGAGACGGCAUCUUCUCCCCUGGUGGUGCUAUUUCCAACAUGUACGCUAUGCUGUUGGCCCGCUUCAAGAUGUUCCCAGAAGUCAAAGAGAAAGGGAUGUCAUCUGUUCCUAGGCUGGUGGCCUUCACCUCCGAACACAGUCAUUUUUCCAUCAAGAAAGGAGCAGCAGCUCUUGGUAUCGGGACAGAGAGCGUCAUCUGCAUCAAGGUCGAUGAAAGUGGCAAGAUGAUCCCUGCUGACCUGGAGAGGAGGAUACUGGAGGCCAAACAAAAGGGUUUCGUGCCGUUUUUUGUGAGCGCCACGGCCGGCACCACGGUGUACGGCGCCUUCGACCCUCUCAUCGCCAUUUCGGACAUUUGCAAAAAGUACAACGUCUGGAUGCACGUGGAUGGUGCAUGGGGAGGAAGUCUGCUCAUGUCCCGGAGACACAGGUGGAAGCUGGAUGGCGUUGAGAGGGCCAAUUCAGUGACUUGGAACCCACACAAGAUGAUGUCCGUCCCCCUGCAGUGUUCUGCCCUGCUGGUGCGAGAGGAGGGUCUGAUGCAGAACUGCAACCAGAUGCACGCCUGCUACCUGUUCCAGCAGGACAAGCACUACGACCUCUCCUACGACACCGGAGACAAAGCGCUGCAGUGCGGACGCCAUGUGGACAUCUUCAAGCUGUGGCUCAUGUGGAGGGCCAAGGGUACCAUCGGGUUUGAGGCUCAGAUUGACAAGUGUCUGGAGCUGUCCGAGUAUCUGUACAACAAGAUUAAGGACAGGGAAGGAUACGAGAUGGUGUUUGACGGCAAACCUCAGCACACCAACGUCUGCUUCUGGUACCUUCCACCGGGGAUACGCUACAUGGAGGAUAAAGAGGAGAAGAAGAAACGCUUGCACAAGGUGGCGCCGGUCAUCAAAGCCCGCAUGAUGGAGUACGGCACCACCAUGGUCAGCUACCAGCCGCAGGGGGACAAGGUCAACUUCUUCCGCAUGGUCAUCUCCAAUCCGGCCGCUACCUUUGAGGACAUCGACUUUCUUAUCGAGGAGAUCGAGCGUCUGGGCCAGGAUCUAUAAGACUCCAUCUGAACGACUUGUUUGUGGUGAAUGUAAUUGGUAAACUUCCUUGAUUCCUCCAAAUGAAGCUAUUUAAGAGUAUAUUUGUGAUAUACAUAUAUCUAUAUAUUAUGUAUUGUAGCUUUGCUGUGGACUGGGCGCCUCCAAAGCUUUGUAAAAGUGCUUCUGUCCGCCUCUUUGCUAGUGUAGUCUGACCCAGAGAUGUAUGAUAAGUGCUGUAACGUUCGCUGUACUUUUGUGUGUACUUGCGUGCAAUAAGUCCACCACCAGCUUUUUAUUUUCCAAUCAUUCCUCGUUUUUGAGUGCCAAAGUGGCACUGUUCUCACGUUCCUAUUUUUUGGAGGGGGGAACAGCGCUUUGCCGGCCUUACCUCAGCGUAAUCAAACUGCCUUUAGCUAAUUUGCUACCGCUAACUUACAGCUAGCUACCACAAACAAACAUGGCCGACAUUAAUACACGUACUUGAAUUAGGAAGAGCGUGAAUCCUGAAAAAAGAGCUCAGCACAAUUUCAGUCAAUUGUUGGGGGAAGUGUUCCAGAACCAAAAAAAAAAAACACUUCCUGUUACGUAACUCUGUUUGCGAAAGUGGGCCCACAGUUGGCUUAAACGCGAAUGUAUGAAUCACACAAUAGGACUUUUGCACAAGAAUUGCUGUAAAACUAUCCCUUUUAGCGCUAAGCACAACUGUCGGGAACUCUCCGUGGCAGUGGUUCAACAAUUUGCCGCUCCACGACCAAAAAAAACCCCACUUCCUGUUCUGUAAAUGACCCAGCCUGUUUGCUAAUGUCGACCCACAACUCCAGGAGGUUGCUAUACUGUACUUGAUAGUGGAUAUUUUGAUAGCAUUAGCAAACAAAGCUAACAAUAACGCAUUAGUAUUGUUUUCCACUUGUAUAAAUAGGACUUAUAGUCAUUUGUCUGUCUGCUAUUCCCAUGUGGAAUAUAUUGUCUGCAUAUGAAUCCCACUUCAGAUUUAUCGACAUGAACAAAAAAUUACUUCAAUUUUGGCCAAUUUGUGGUAUUUUUUUCGUGUCGAAUUGUUGAUGGAAGUGUAAUCCUCUUAACUGUGUUUAUCCACUUGGGGCUACGUUGUGGUUGUCUACCACCAUAUUUCCUUUUCUUUUUUUUUUUUAAAGCCACAAUCUGUAAUAGACAUAAUCCUCCCAAAGCAAUAUGGGUCCAAUCAUUAGAAAGCACAACAAGCUCCACAAUCACUCUUGGUGUAAAUAGUAUAUGUACUGUAUAUAAGAUGUAUAACAAGAGACUAUUUGUGAGGUAUAUAAGUUAUAUUUUCUAGUCUAAGUCUCGUUUGUCCUCUUAUUACUUCGUGAGGGUGUGUCCCAACUUGCUUCUUGUACUUUUUGGGGGGAGUGGCAGGGACAUAAGUGUGUGUGUGUGUGCGCGUGUCUUUUCCGUGAGUGUCUCGUGAACGUGUGGCGGCCACGUUGGGCCCCUCGGAAGCACUGUUGUGGUGACAGUGGUGUGUUUGUGUAACUGUGCUGCCUUAGUGUUGUCUACGGUUCUCUCUCUCUCUCUCGUGCACUUUAGCACACGUGAACCGAUGAUGUGCAACGUCCAACACGUGUCCCCUAAACUGGGGUGUGCUCCAACUUGAAUGUGCGAUCACUCGUUCUUCUCUACUUUUCAAGCAGCUCCGUUGCGACGAGGUGGUCCGAUCCGACACAUGCAACAUCCGCGGCGUCGGCGCCAAAUGUCGUGCUCGUUCGUGGCGUCGCUUCCUGCUGCCCGUUGCACGUGCAUGCGCCGCCUUGCCUGCCCCGCUUAUGUGAUGUGCAGCCUUCUAACGUAUAUUUAACAGUAUAUAUCCAUGUCUAUGUAUCUAUAUAUUUCUAUAUACAGUAUAUACACCGUGGUGUGGCUUUGUCUAGCUUGUAUAGCCUCGUAUAGCGCCGGCCUUUACGUGCUUCCCUUUUGACGUCUCUCUGUGCAGCCUGCAUGCUGACCUCGCCUCGUGACCUCUCUCGCUUCACGCUCUGUCGUCUUCUUCUUCUUCUUCUUCUUCUUCUGCCGCCUGCCUAUCGCUGCCCUAAGUGUCAUAUAUAUUCUCGCUGCAUGUUCUAACCGCUCUUUCGCCGUAUUUAACCUUCUUCUCUCUUUCGCUCCCGCCUGCGACGACUUCCCGGCUAACCAACUGCCAAUGCUACGUUUGUGCGCCCGACUACGCCAUGUUGACUUGUGUCGGAGCGGAGUUUUACUGUUACUGAAUUGAACCCUCAGUUGCUCAUUUAUCGGAACGAAUCCCAAUCAUUUACACUAGACGUGGUUUAAAGUCCUGCUCUGUAUUCUGCUAAGUGAUUUUUGUGUGUUACAUCUAAAUAAAUAUUGUAAGUAAUUUAA
Messenger RNA from Nerophis lumbriciformis (worm pipefish), 4552 nucleotides. It is a transcript of the gene gad2, whose product is annotated as glutamate decarboxylase 2. NCBI's taxonomy places the organism in Eukaryota, Metazoa, Chordata, Actinopteri, Syngnathiformes, Syngnathidae. The record is from RefSeq and is a predicted model, not a curated record. Gene Ontology annotation, molecular function: pyridoxal phosphate binding; glutamate decarboxylase activity. Gene Ontology annotation, cellular component: cytoplasm. Gene Ontology annotation, biological process: GABA shunt; GABA biosynthetic process.